Cannabis sativa is the source of this 801-nucleotide messenger RNA. RefSeq lists its product as uncharacterized. Lineage: Eukaryota; Viridiplantae; Streptophyta; Magnoliopsida; Rosales; Cannabaceae. The transcript has a single exon. Gene Ontology annotation, molecular function: RNA-DNA hybrid ribonuclease activity; nucleic acid binding. The record is from RefSeq and is a predicted model, not a curated record. Bases 1 to 801 code for a protein of 266 amino acids.
AUGUGCUUGUUGGCUGUCGGUUUGCCCAGUCAUGUUGGAAUCUCUCUGCAUUUAUUCUUCUAUCUUCUUGGUGUGGACGAUUUCAGCAGCUGGUUUUUCAACCUUUUGGACAGCAAGCAUUCAGAGGUGAUAGUCGAUGCUGCUAUGAUAUCAUGGAGCAUAUGGAAGACUCGUAAUGAAGUCUUCUGGCAGAACAAAAAUUGUACAGCGUUGGGUGUAGUCCAGUCGGCACGAAAGGCUCUUGAUCAAUGGCGCGUUGCAACUAAGAACACAGCAGCUACAUUUGCUACUGGUGUUCUCUCUAACAGCAACAUUUGGCGCAGACCUUUGAGUGGUAAGAUCAAGGUAAAUGUUGACGGUGCUAUCUUUGAAACUCAACGAAUGUUUGGUUUUGGUUGUGUGGCGCGUGAUCAUACGGGGCAACUUUUAGAAGCAAUCUCGGAUUCGAAAUUUGGUGUGGUGUUGCCCGAAAUUGCUGAAGUUGUUGGCUUGAAGGAAGCUUUAAGCUGGAUUAAGAGGAAAGGGUGGGAGGAUGUGUUCAUAGAGACUGAUUCGUUAAUGAUUGUUCAAGCAAUAACUAGCUCAGUUCAUAUGCCUUCUUACUUUGGUUUGUUGGUGGAGGAUUGUCGCUUGAUUUUGUCCUCUUUAAAGAAUGUUUUUAUUUCCUUUGUGUAUCGAUCUGCUAAUAAGGCGGCCCAUUCUCUUGCUCGGGCGUCUUGUUCUUUGUCAGGUUGUUUGUUUAAUGAGCGUAGUGCUCCUUUAUUUUUAAAGAACAUUGUAAUGGCUGAGGCUAUUCCUUAA